Molecule: messenger RNA, 1992 nt
Organism: Alligator mississippiensis (American alligator)
Lineage: Eukaryota; Metazoa; Chordata; Crocodylia; Alligatoridae
Gene: ADPGK
Product: ADP dependent glucokinase
Exons: 7
Coding region: 88-1554 (488 amino acids)
Biological process (GO): glucose metabolic process
Cellular component (GO): endoplasmic reticulum
Molecular function (GO): ADP-specific glucokinase activity
Source: RefSeq, a predicted model, not a curated record
CGGGCGGAGGCCGGCGCGGGCCUGGCGCUACGCAAAUGGCGUAGGGGGCGCUUCCGCCAGUGGGCCCGGCGGCCGGGACGUGGCGGGAUGCGGCACGCGCUGUGCGGGGCCCUGCUGGCCCUGGCGCUCGGCGGCCUCCUCGUGCUGCAGCCGGGGCUGCCCGACGCGGCGCUGCGCUACGUGGCGGCCGCGCUGCGCCGGCUCCCGGGCGCCGCCUCGGCCGAGGGCAGCGUGGCGGCCGCCUGGGACGCGCUUAUCCUGCGGCCCGCGCGGCGCUGGGGCAGGGUGGCCGUCGGAGUCAAUGCCUGCGUAGAUGUGGUCCUCUCUGGUGUGAAGCUGUUGCAGGCGCUUGGUCUUGAUCCUGGGAAUGGGGAAGAUCAUGCUGUUCUGAAUUCCAAAAAGGACCUGAAAGAAGCGUUUUCUCAUUUCAUGCAAAAAGGGGCAGCUGCUGAGCGCUUUUUCAGUGAUGCAGUGUCUUUCCAUCACAUUGCACAGGCAGCCUCUGAGUACCCUGGAGCACAGCUCUAUGUGGGAGGAAACGCUGCUCUAAUUGGCCAGAAGCUUGCAACAAAUCCACACCUGAAGGUCCUUCUUUGUGGCCCGGUUGGUCCUAAACUCCACGAACUACUUGAUGAUAAUGUAAUUGUCCCACCAGAAUCUAUGCAGGAAACUGAUGAAUUCCACCUUAUUUUGGAGUAUCAAGCAGGUGAAGAAUGGGGACAGACGAGAGCUCCCAAUGCCAACCGUUUUAUUUUCUCUCAUGAUCUGUCAAAUGGUGCCAUGAAUAUGCUGGAGGUGUUUGUGGCGAGCCUGGAUGAAUUUCAGCCAGACCUUGUGGUACUCUCAGGCCUUCACAUGAUGGAAGGACAGAGCAAGGAAAUGCGUGCAAAGAGGCUAUUGGAGGCUGUGACUUCCCUCUCAGAUAUCCCCACUGAUAUUCCUAUACACCUGGAAUUGGCCAGUAUGACUGACCAGGAUCUUAUGAGCAAGAUUAUGCUUCAGCAGGUCUUUCCCCUGGUGAACUCUAUUGGGCUAAAUGAACAAGAACUGUUGUUCCUGACUCAGUCAGCUGCUGGUCCUCACGCCUCCCUGACUUCCUGGAAUGGAGUUCCAGAUGUGGGCAUAGUCAGUGACAUCCUGUUCUGGAUCCUGAAAGAGCAUGGAAGGACCACAGACAAACCAUCUGAUCUUACCCGCAUCCAUUUCCACACGCUGGCCUACCAUGUCCUUGCUACUGUGGAUGGGUAUUGGGGUAACCAGAUUGCGGCUGUGGCUGCUGGAGCUAGAGUGGCGGGGACACAGGCUUGUGCCACUGAGACCAUUGACACUGACAAAGUCUCUCUUAAAGCUCCCCUGGAGUUUGUGACCUCCCAGACAGAGACAAACACCAAAAUCUCUCUCAAUCCAGGGGAGCCAGUGGCACACUGGCAGAGGGAGGGCAUCUCAUUUCAUUUCACCCCUGUUUUGGUGUGCAAAGAUCCCAUCCGGACUGUGGGACUUGGAGAUGCUAUUUCAGCUGAAGGACUCCUGUAUUCAGAAAUAUAUCCUCAAUAGACUAUGGAAACAAGACCCCCUUUUCAUCCAAGUCUACAUGAUGUCUGAGGCACCACUGUGUUCUCAUAGGAUUCCAGACUUUAGGGGUGUUAAUCAGUCUCUGGAUAUAACCUGAGAAGAGCCAAAGAAUAAUUCCAGGUAUAAACAUUCCAGCCACUACUUGGCAGUGACUUGAGAACAUUUCUCAUUUUAAUGUAGAGGUUUUAGUAUUUUAAUGUGGAGACCAGCUUUUCUUUGUCUUCAGCUUGUCAUGGGGAGGGAAACUGGUAUCAGAAUCCUUGUUUGGUAAUUUGUUAAUUUGAGCCAGCCUUGUCUGUAGCGCUUGAAUGCAUGGCAGCCAAAUGGAGAAUUUCACGCCUAUGGAUCCCGGAGAGAACACAGCAGUCCUCAGCCCUGCCUUGCUUCUGAUAAAGCAAAAAAUAAAAGGAUCUUGCUUUA